Messenger RNA from Anopheles coustani, 2974 nucleotides. RefSeq lists its product as uncharacterized. The record is from RefSeq and is a predicted model, not a curated record. The transcript is spliced from 8 exons. NCBI's taxonomy places the organism in Eukaryota, Metazoa, Arthropoda, Insecta, Diptera, Culicidae. Gene Ontology annotation, biological process: vesicle-mediated transport. Bases 90 to 2681 code for a protein of 863 amino acids.
CAGUCCCAUUCUAUUCAGACUUCGGAUGCAGGGAGAAUAGUUUUUCGCUUUUCGUUUGCAAAUGAAGUGCAUUACACAAAGUUUCCACGAUGUCGAAGGAAACGAUGAUAAUCUUUGUUUACGACCUAACUAAGAAGGUGGAAAACGAUGACCCCACUGGUUCGAUUAUUUACUUCCACCCGAUGUGGGUGUCGGAGUUGCAGAAAAAAUCGCUCUGUGGUCAAUUAAUGGGAUCAACCCAUUUCCUCGGCGAAACUCUGUCGAAAGUACGGUUCAUUUCAUUGCAAAAUGGUAAAUUUGCUUUACGCCCGCACGGUCGAUUUAUGUUGGCAGUGGGGUCGGACCGUAACAUUCCAGACUCCAUCCUGGAGUACCGAGCGAACUUACUAUCCUCGUUGAUCGAGCUGUAUCAUGGCGAUUUCAAUACACUCUACACUGUGUACGUUGAGAAGGAACAGAAGAAUGGUUUCAACGAAAAGGUGUUUUGCCUGAUGGAGUCCUGUUUGCCAUUGUUGCAGUUCAAUGGUAAUAUUUUCCAAAAUAUGCCCUCCCUACGACUGCCAAAGUGUGCAAGUAACGUCUAUCUCGAAACUAAUCAAAUUCUUCAGAGUUUCCUACAAAAUAAAGGAGUACUGGGUGGUUCCAUAUUUUACCACAACAAAGUGUUGGCUACACAGUUGCCAAUCAGUUUAACCAAACUGCUCGUAUAUUCCGAUCCGUAUCGGACGAAAAUAGCCGAAUCGAUAACCGUUGCAUUUCAUGUUCCGAACGGUGUCAGUCUGAUCAGUGCGUACAUCACCAAGCGAGAUUACACGCAGUUGGUUGAGGCGUCGCGAAACAUUCCAAUUUACUUCAACAACUGCACCAGCUCCGCGCCAAACACAGGCCCUGUACCGUUUGCCAUUAAGAAGAAAAUCAUCCCUUCAAAAGAGGGGCUCGGUAGUUCCGGGGGAUAUCCUAUGCUGAAGUCGGACAAAUCGAUCAUAUUCUCUCACAUUCCCGAGGAAGAAACGGUUGGUUCGGAGGCGGUAAGCGAGCAGACUCCGAAAAAGCCGUUCAGCGUUUCGCGACCAACAUUUUUGCCACUAAAGUUCAAAAAUUUAACCUCCCGCGACAUUAUCGACUCCGGCGUGAAUUCCAUCAACUUCGACGAAUCGGAUAGCUUUCCCAACUUUAUCGGAAAAACCAGUGUCUGUUCGACACCACUGACUGAGAACAAGAUUGUGCCAAACCGUAACAUGAUGUCGAUUUGCGUGACGCAAGAUGUGCCUGCCUCGGUGCAGCAGGGAGAGAAUCUUUCCGAUGCGAACGUAUCAGUGGAAGAACCGUCGAAGGAGACAGCCGACAGUAAUGGUUUGCUCCCGCAUUUGAACGCAGUGAAGUACACAAUAUUGAACAAUCCGUUCAUGACGUCGAAAAGUGUGCGAGCUGCAUCAAUGUUGAAUUUGGACCAAAGGCAGCGUGAUGAGACUGACGAUCAUUCCGCAUCCGACGAAACUAGUGCGGAUACGUUUAAAACAAAUCGCAAGGCUCAGUUACACCAGAUGUUAUGUAAAGACUAUGAUGCUCGUAAGACAAUUGCCGACCCACUGUAUCCGCUGGUAGAUCAGCGUAAACGGGCAAUGUCGUUCAGUUUGUUCCAGGAUUUUGAACGACUCCGCAAUGAACAUUUUGCCGAGAUGGUUGAAAAAGAGCAAGAGAAGAAAGAGUCGAAGGAUAAGGCGAACAAAACGAUCGAAUCUCGGCCACCUUCGGGAGCAGCUAACGGAGUUGGUGGAGAGAUUCGAAAAAGCGAAUCAUUUGUGCCAGAACUACCGGGUACCGUUAAAUCCACCGCCACAACUCCAAAAGAUCGGCGAAGCCUCAGCCUCCCGAUAAAAUCGUUCAAUCUGAACGACGAUCAACAUCCGCAGCGUGCGGGAAACAGUUCUACAAGCGGAGGCCCGGAACUGUUCUCACGGCGCAAAAGCGCCCUCGAGCUGACGCCACUCAUGACGAAACUUACCGUGCUGGCUAUGAACGAUCCGGAGUCGAGCGGUGUAUCGAGCUGGGAUACCACGCCAGGAUGCAGCUACAACAUGGCCAUGUCACCGCAAGAAUACAUUCCACAGCGUCGAAAAUCGCAGGACAUAUCACAGGGUGCCGGUUUGCAGGCAAACGGUAGCGAUGACGACAAGGCCCUAGUCAAAGUGGAACUUUUCGUCUGCGUUCAGCAGAACAUGACGCUCGUUCUGGUAAUGCAGGAAAGAAACAGCAAAAAUCAACGACUUGUGCAGGCACUGUUUGAAUCCUGUGUGUCGAAGUUCCUUAGGAUUGAAAAUGACAUUCAGCUGGCUAUGAAUAUCAACGUAGAUGGCUAUGACAAAGCGGAAGGCUACAGUCUGGUUGCCCUCGAUGCCAACUGGGAUGUGGCGAAGAAAAGUGGCCCCUGGAGUGCCCAGGAGUUGCAAACCACGGAGUCACUGCACACGUACUUCCGGAAAAGCAACCUGGUCACGGAGGUUACCCUGAAAUCUCAGGAGUCCGUUCUGUAUGGCUACCAGUGCGGCAUGCGUGAACUAUUUUACUCUCAGAUGGCUAAUGCGCAGGGUGGUCUGCCACCACCGCAGGACGUGAUGGGGGCGGUCCCGUUGUGUGCCAAACGACGCAUCGAGCGUGAUCAUUUUGCGUUACUGCUUUAAUGGACUAUGCAAGGAUAAUUUUAACCGAUCGCGCCAUAGCGUACCGAAAGAUAACGCCAACCUUGCUGCGCAUCACCGUCAUCAAUAUUCGUACCAGUGACAACACAUUUUCCCGCGUACCGAAUUACGUGUUCUUCUCCGUACGGGGCCAAAUUUUAAAUAAUUGUCUAACCUUACUCUUAUUACUCUAAUCACCGGAACCCAAAGGCAGCCGAUUCCUUAGCAUUCAAUUUCUUCUGUGUUACUCGUUCAGGAACGCAAGUAAUAAUGAAAAUAAAUGUUUAUGUAAAGGC